Molecule: messenger RNA, 709 nt
Organism: Neocloeon triangulifer
Lineage: Eukaryota; Metazoa; Arthropoda; Insecta; Ephemeroptera; Baetidae
Exons: 4
Coding region: 157-696 (179 amino acids)
Source: RefSeq, a predicted model, not a curated record
GGAACGAUCAAGAUCAUGAAUUAAUAAUUUUGCUAAUACUAAACAAUCUUGCUAUGUAAUUCAAGAUGAAAAAUACCGAGUGAAUUUUGCCAUUUGUCUAGUAGGACGGUCAGUCUUCCACACAGUGUUGGCGAGUGAAUAUCGGCCGAUUCGACCAUGGACGAGGCAAAUAAAUUCAACCAUCUCUACACGUUUUCUUUCAUCACCAAACACAACGCGCAAUUUUUUGACCGAGUCGCGCACAUCAACGACGUCCCAAGAGAGCACCGAUUUCUGCACAGUUUCUGCCAAAAGAAGGCCGUUCCUACCCCGACAAUCGCCAACAUUCGCGAGGUUGUUGAAAAUUGCGGAAUGCUCGACGACUCGCAGGAUGAGUUGAUCUGGUCGCUGCGAUUGCGGCGGCAGUUCAACUCACGCAUGUCCCAGUGCUUCCUCUACGCCAUCGCCCUGAAGCAAUUGUCGGACAACCCAAACGAGGAGCGCCUUCCGAUUUUCUACCACUACAAUUUGCUCUUCUCCCUGGCCUAUGAAUUUUAUAAAAGAGUGGAAGCGGGUGACUGGGAGGUUGAGCCAACGACGAGUCAAAGUCAAAGUCACGAUGACUCCAUAGCUGAUCAAGACGAACCCGAGCCAAAACGAGCUUGGCUUUUACCUGCCAACCGCUAUCCUGCUGGUACUUCCAAUGCCCUUGUUUGAGCAAAAAUGAUUC